Aspergillus wentii DTO 134E9 is the source of this 893-nucleotide messenger RNA. RefSeq lists its product as uncharacterized. The coding region runs from base 91 to 675 and encodes 194 amino acids. The record is from RefSeq and is a predicted model, not a curated record. The transcript has a single exon. NCBI's taxonomy places the organism in Eukaryota, Fungi, Ascomycota, Eurotiomycetes, Eurotiales, Aspergillaceae.
GAGUUGUUGGCAGCAGUCGGAGUGGAAAGAUCUAGUAUAGAGGAAAGAUGGAACAGGAAUUUGGAUGAUAAGUGUGGAGAGAACUGCGUCAUGAUUCAAUUAGAGGGGGGGGGGAGCGAGAUAAGAGAUGCUGCAGAAACAGAUGGAUCAAUAACUCCGAGGGGAACAGUCAAAGGAAGAAGACGGAAGAGAAAGAGAGAGAAGAGAGAAGAGAAGAGAGAGAAUAAGAAGAGGGACGAAGAUCAAGAGUUGUGGUGUUUUUUUGCGAGGCGAUGGGCAUCAAACACUUGCUGCCCGGCCUGUUGGGUCAACUUUGUGUCUUUCUGGAUUGCCUAUCGUUUUAGCUGUCAGAUAUUCAUGGCAUUUUAUUGCUUCUUUUCUUCAUCUUUUUCUUUGCUUUUAGCUGAACAUUAUUUCCUGCUCCGUCUGUCUUUUCCCCUCCCCCUCCUUUUGUGCCGCUGCUUUACGGCCAACGCAUCGCGGCCCUUAAAGCGGCUCUCCGCUCCGCACGGACGUGAGAUUAUCUGGACACCGACCUGGCCAUUUGCUCGGGGCUUAUUCUUCAUUCCUCCACGAUAUGAACUAAUCACCAUCUGGACAUUCAUUUUAAGCAUUGAGAUUGCAGCUAUUGGAUUCAGGGCGCAGUUCUAUAUUCUCAUUAUGUCUUUUUGUUGAGGCUUUUUUUUUCCUGUUUAAUAUCUCCGCAUCUACUCCGACGCUGUCUACUGCAUGCUUAGCAUCAUUCCUUGAUCGCCGAGCUUAAUAAUUAUCUCAAGGCAAAUCAUUUACUCAGGUCCUCUAUCAAAGGACAUAAUAUAAAAUGGAGGAAAUACCAUUGGCAUCUCUAUCUUUAACCCAUGUACAUUAUGUGAGUGUCUCCAAGUUCAUCAGUC